UGGCGGAGAACCAUCGGUAGACAGACCAUAGAUCGAUAUAUGGAUAAUAUUAUUUUUAUUUCUAUUUCAAACAGUGAAUGGAAAGAAAGUCAGCUCAGCUUUAUGUCUUUAUAUAAACAAUUUUAAAUAUUUAUAGCUGAUGAAGUUAAUGAAUUUAAAAUAUUGCUUCUUUAUUCCGCAAUAAUGAGUGAGUUAAUCAGAUCAAGCGAGAGAAGCAGAAAAAUGGAUUUGGAGAGAUUGGAAUCGCAACAAAUAAUAUUAAAGAUGAUGCAACCUUAGAGGAAGCCCCAAACAUAACUAAGAUGGCGAGAGUUGAUCAGGUGAAUGAUAGCAGCCAAGAACGAGUACCAGAGUGCAGCACUGCAUGCUCUCCUAUACAAGAUAAUUCCGGCCAACAACAUUCAGUCCCUGAUGACAAUGCAAUUUUCAUCAAAGAAGAGCCACAUGAUUUGCAAGAGGCAGGUGGAAUUACAGAAGAAGUGGACUUUGGCAGCACAGAGCAGAGUGAAGCAGAGGUGUGCCACAACAGUGCAACACAAAUGGAUGCACAUCAAUCACAUACAAUCUCUGCUGCGGAAAAGUGCACCGAACAAUCUGUGGCCGGCGAGAAGACCAAGAUCUACAGCUGUACUCACUGUAGCUACAUAACCCCCCAGUACUCCAUAUUCCAGAGACACGUCAGCAAACACACUGGAGACAAGAUUUUUGGCUGUGAGGUGUGUGGCUAUAGAAGCAACCAUUCAACUGAUCUGAAGAGACACAUGACAACACAUACGGGCGAAAAACCAUUCAGCUGCCAAGUUUGUGGCUUCAAAUGUUCCAAUUCACAAAAUAUUAAGAGACAUAUGAGGAAACACACUGGAGAAAAGCCAUACAGCUGCGGAUAUUGUGAAUUUAAGUGCGCUCAGUCCAGUCGAUUGAAAAUGCAUAUCAGAACACGCCACACCGGCGAAAAGCCAUUCUGCUGUGAAUAUUGUGGCCUUCAGUUUGCCGAAUCUCAUAAUUUAAAAUCACAUCUCAGAACACAUACGGAAGAAAAACCUUUUAGCUGUGAGUUAUGUGACUUCAAAUGUACUCAGUCAAAUUAUUUGAAAACUCAUAUGAGGACGCAUACAGGCGAAAAGCCGUUUAGUUGUGACUUAUGUGACUUUAAAUGUGCUGAUUCACGCAGUAUGGGAAGACAUCGGCACAUACACACAGGCGAGAAGCGACAUAGCUGCAAUUUCUGUGACUACAAAACAGCUAGAUCAACUAGUUUGAAAACUCACCUCAGAACUCAUACAGGCAUGAAGCCAUUUAGCUGUGAAUUUUGUGACUUCAGUUGUGCAGAUCCACGUAGUUUGAGAAGACAUCAAUCCACCCACAAACAGGCAAUAACCCAUUAAGCUGCAGAUUUUGUGAGACUAAUGCUCGGUUUCUGAUACUCUUAUUAAAUAAAUUGGGAAAUUAAAAUUGAAGUUUCAUCAAAUUUCUAAAUCAUCAUCAUCACACUGAGGUAAUCUCUAUCAUCAUACUAUUUUUAAUGUUUUGUUGUGUUAUAUGUGAUUAAUUUUAAACGUAUAAAUAUAUGAUAAUAAUUAUAAAAGAGAAUUUUGCAGUGCCGUUUUGAGGCUUAACCCCGCCAUGGAGUAAAAACAAUAUUAUAAAAAAUACUUUUUUGUUAUUAGAAAGAACGACUAGAGUGAGGUUCACGUUAUAA
Nilaparvata lugens (brown planthopper) is the source of this 1699-nucleotide messenger RNA. RefSeq names its product zinc finger protein 239. NCBI's taxonomy places the organism in Eukaryota, Metazoa, Arthropoda, Insecta, Hemiptera, Delphacidae. The transcript has 4 exons. Gene Ontology annotation, biological process: regulation of transcription by RNA polymerase II. Gene Ontology annotation, molecular function: RNA polymerase II cis-regulatory region sequence-specific DNA binding; DNA-binding transcription factor activity, RNA polymerase II-specific. The record is from RefSeq and is a predicted model, not a curated record. The coding region runs from base 303 to 1385 and encodes 360 amino acids. Gene Ontology annotation, cellular component: nucleus.